CUCCUACAGGUCUAUGAAUAUAAAACAACCCACGACCUCCUCAACGUUCGCACGCCUUAGUUGCCUGCUAUACUUACCUCACAUUAGGUACAUAUCAACACCAACAAACAUAAUCAAUACAAACAGCAUUUAAGAGAAUCUCAAAUCCUUCUGCCACCAAUAUGCGUUUAAACAUAUUCGUCUUGUCGGCCUUCGCGACCCUGCUCCAUGCCUCUGCAAUCCCUCGAGACGUCAGCUCCGCCAACGCGUCUAUAACAGAAUGGGCUGGUCCGCUCUACGACUGCCGGGGAAGCAUCAUGUGCUCUACUCUACACGUAAAGGCCUGCGACGUGGCCGUGAAUACUCAGAUCAUCAGAGAUGACGAGCUUAACUAUGGAUCCGCUUCAAGCCGCAGACCUCAUCUCGGAGCCUGCCACGGAUUAGGAGCCGAUUUCGGUUGCGCCAUCCUCGUCGAAGGAAACCCUAAGUGCGUCAGGUCUGGCAACGAUUUGUGGUGGGAUUAUCAGGAAAUUCGGAAGAACGGCUGCCACCACUGCGGACACAAGUAUUGGGGCAAAGGUUGCAAGACGACAAUCGACUACGAACCCGAAUGCCGUAGAAUAUGGUAAACCGAUCCGACCCGACGGAUUCCUCUCGGUAUAGAUGUGGAGUGUUGAGUAUAAG
Daldinia caldariorum is the source of this 663-nucleotide messenger RNA. RefSeq lists its product as uncharacterized. NCBI's taxonomy places the organism in Eukaryota, Fungi, Ascomycota, Sordariomycetes, Xylariales, Hypoxylaceae. The transcript is spliced from 2 exons. The record is from RefSeq and is a predicted model, not a curated record. The coding region runs from base 162 to 608 and encodes 148 amino acids.